AAAGUUGGAAAAGAAAAUGUCUUUCCACUACACAUUGAAUAAAUGAACCUUCCUACCCAGGACAAAAUCCUUGCCAACCACUAGAAUUAUUUCUCUUCUUCUUAUCUUUAUCCUCCAUUACUACAUAGAAAACUAUCACAUAAUUCACUUGUUAUUCAGGUACUAUGGCUUCUACCUCCUCCACUCCUCCUCAAUGGAAAUAUGAUGUGUUCCUUAGUUUUAGAGGUCUAGAUACCCGUAAUGGUUUUCUUAGUCAUCUCUUCAAAGCUUUAAGGGAAAAACAAAUUAUCGCCUUCAAGGAUGAAAAUCUGGAUAGAGGAGAACAGAUCUCUGAUACCCUCUCGCGAACAAUCGAAGAAUCAUAUGUUUUAGUUGUUAUUUUGUCGAAAAAUUAUGUAGAUUCUCCAUGGUGUUUGGAUGAGCUCGUGAAAAUACUUCAGUGUAACAAAGAGAAGGGACAAGUAGUACUGCCUGUUUUUUAUGAAAUAGAUCCAACUGAGGUGCAAGAAUUGACAGGGAGCUAUGCCGAUGCCCUUAUGAACCAUCGAAAAGAAUUCGAAGAUUGCUUAGUCGAGAGCUGGAGCCAUGCUUUGAAGGAAAUAGCUGGAAUGGCAGGAUUUGUUUCACGGAAUAUGAAGCCGGAGUCAAAACUAAUCGAGGAAAUUGUCGAUCACAUAUGGGAGAGAUUAAAUCAAACAUUUUCUUAUUAUCAUUAUGAUGAUGGUUUAGUUGGAAUUAAUUCACGAAUCAAAGAUAUUGAAUUAAUAUUAUGCCUUGAGUCAAAAGAUGUGCGCAUUUUAGGAAUAUGGGGAAUGGGUGGUAUUGGAAAAACAACUAUUGCUAGCAAAAUAUUUGAUCAGAUUUCAUCUCAAUUUGAGAGGAUAUGUUUUGUUGCAAAUGUGAGGGAAAAAUUAGAAAAAAGCACAUUAGAUAGUUUACAGCAAGAAAUUCUUACCAAACUAUUAGGGAAAGAAUAUCUUGGCAUGCCUAUAAAACUAUCCUCUUCUUUCAUUAGAAAAUGGAUAACGCGGAAAAAGGUUCUCAUUGUUCUUGACGAUGUGAAUGAUUCAGAGCAAACAAAGUUUUUAGUAGGGGCUCGUGAUAUUUAUAGUCCAGGGAGUAGAAUUAUUAUGACAAGUAGAGAUAAACAAAUUCUCAAGAAUGGAGGUGCCGAGAUAUAUGAAGUUAAAAAGCUGAAUUAUCAUAAUGCUUUUCAGCUCUUUAUCUUGCAUGCUUUUAAAGAAAAUCCUCCUGCAGAAGCACUAAUGGAAGUGACAAGGAUGGCAGUAGAGUAUGGACAAGGCAUUCCAUUAGCUCUUAAAGUUUUGGGUUCCACCUUAUGCGAUAAAAAUAUAAAAGAAUGGAGAGAUCACUUAAAAAAGUUGGAGGGUAUUUCUGAUAAGAAAAUUCAAAAUGUACUGAGAAUAAGUUUUGAUGAUUUGGACGAGGACGAAAAGGAAAUAUUUCUUGAUAUUGCAUGUUUCUUUAAGUCGGAGGAUAAAAAUGAAGUUGAAAGUAUCUUGAGCAGUUUUGGUCGUUCUGCAAUAACUGGAAUCAGAAUUCUUCAGGACAAGUCUCUCAUCACAGUUUCGAACGAAAAGAUAGAAAUGCAUGAUUUACUCCAACAAAUGGGCAGAGAUAUUGUUCGUCAAGAAGGCGUCAAAGAUCCUAGAAAAAGGAGCAGGUUGUGGAAUCCUCAAGAUAUCUACCAUCUACUGACAAAUGAUUUAGGGAAAAAUAUUUCAGUUGAAAGCAUAUCUCUCGACAUGUCCCAAAUUAGAGAUAUAGAACUAAGUCCCGCCGCAUUUGAGGAAAUGAGCAAACUUAAAUUCCUCAGAUUGCACACUACUUGUUUGGAACCAGGCUUUUCUUAUUAUCAACAAAACAAAGUUUGCCAUCCCUGCAAAAGAACUAAAAUAUCCCUGUCUGAAGAGCUCAGUUUCCUACCAAAUGGGCUAAGAUAUCUAUAUUGGUACGAAUACCCUUCAAAAUCUUUGCCCUUGAGUUUUUGCCCUGACAAUCUUGUUCAACUUCAUUUGAGGCAUAGCCAUGUUCAACAACUUUGCAACAGCGAUCAGAGUUUUGAAAAUUUGAAAGUUAUGGACCUCAGCUACUCUGCGGAUCUAAUCAAAAUUCCGGACUUGUUUAAACUCCCAAAACUUGAGGUGUUACGUUUGAGAGGUUGCACAGGUUUGGUUGAGAUUUCCUCGUCUGUUCCAUAUGGCAGUAAGCUUUCACACAUGGAUCUUGGAAAUUGCGAAAAUCUCUGUAGGUUUUCAAGCACCCUUCAUUUGAAAAAUCUUAAUUUUCUUUCUCUUGAAGGUUGCUCAAAAAUCACAGAGUUCCCGAAAGUCUCAAGGAAUAUAAGAAGUCUUAUUUUAAAUAGAACUUCAAUAGAACAAGUUCCCCCAUCAAUUGGGCGUUGCACUUCACUCACUGUAUUGUCAUUGGUAAGAUGCACAAGGCUGGACAGUCUUCCGAGCAGUAUUGGUGAGUUGAAAUGUCUAAAACAGCUUUAUCUUAGGGGAUGCUUAGAACUGGCAAGUCUUCCAAACAAUAUUGGUGAUUUGAAGUGUCUCGAAGAUCUUUCUCUUGAUGAAUGCUCAAGACUAAUGGAUCUUCCAGAUGAUAUUUGCAAUUUGAAGUCUCUUAGAAAUCUAUGGUUAAGUAAGUGUCAACGUCUCAGUGGAUUACCAGAGAACUUGGGGAAUUUAGAAUCUCUAGAGGCACUUUAUGUAAUUAAAAGUGGUAUAAAAGCGCUACCGUGGUCUAUCAAUGGAUUGAGCAAACUUUGUCAUUUAUUUUGCGAUGGUUGCAAAGGAUUAUUAUUGCCUCCUUUCACAGGUUUAUCCCAUCUACAACAGCUUUCUCUAGAGGACUGUGGCAUGACAGAAAUUUCAGACAUUUCCUCUUUAGUUUCAUUGGGGAGCUUAAAUUUAGGUGGAAAUAAUUUGGAGACGUUGCCUACCAGCAUCAGACAACUUUCUAUGUUACAAUUCCUCGCUCUAAGGAACUGUAAGAGACUUAAAUGUUUAUCUCAUCUUCCAUCUGCUCUACAAACUUUAGUCAUGACCAACUGCACAUCUCUGGAAUCAAUGCUAACAUCACCCACUAAAGCAAAUACGGAUUCCUUGUGCUGGCUUGACACUUGGAAUUGCGUGAGUUUGAAUCAGAAUGAGUGCAAAAAGAUUAUGGAUGAUAUGCUGCAGAGACUUGGUAGUAUAUUGCCACAGCUGAAACGCCAUACUAUUUUAAAAGAAACCCACCACCGUACUUUUCAGGAAAGGGGUCAAUGCAAUGUGAAAGUUUACAGAUUCAAUGCUGGGUUUCGUGGUGCUGGAGGUGAGCUACCGCAAAGAAUGAGGUAUCAAAAUAACAGUGGGUCAUCUUUGCUAUUGUCAUUGAGACCGGAACCACAUGACUUCAUGUUUCUCUCCUUCUGCGCCACUGUUACAUUCCAAGGUUGCUAUUCUCGUGAUUUCGAAUUUGUGGAAUGUAAAUGUAAAUUUGUGGCCGAGUCUAGGCAUUCCCUUUGUUUCCAAUCAAAAGGAGAAAAAAGAGAUGUAGGCGAAGAGGUGUUGGGAUCAGAAUACAGUUUCUUUUGGCAUUCAGCAGUUCAUUUCAGCUACUCCGGAUACCGUUUCAAUAAGGCCUCAUUUGAAUUUCACCCUGUAUUCUACCAUAAAGGCCAAACAUGUGUAAGCUCCAGUGCGGUGGUAACCAAGUGUGGAGUUCAUCUAUUGUAUGAUGACAAUGACACUGACAAUGACAUCUCUUUAUCGAAAUUACCUUGGGUAUGGAGGUCUUCCUACUGGAGAAUGCCAGAGAAUAUCGAAAUCGAGGAGGAUGAGGGAGAGGAAGAAUAAGCGAAUUGUUGAUUUUGAUCAAUGGGACUGAGAAGCUUCUUAACAUUUUCAAGUACCUUUCAGCAGUUGCACAGUACUCAAGAAGAACAUUUCCAAUUGCACUUGGUUAAAUGUUCAAUUAGCAACAAAUGUAAGGCAUCAAAUAUAUGUAACAAUACAAACAUAUUUUCCCUUUCCACAUGGCUUGGAAUUGUGAGCAGAGAAGGAAAGUUUUAUCUUUUU
This is a messenger RNA of Ricinus communis (castor bean), 4088 nucleotides long. RefSeq names its product disease resistance protein RPV1. NCBI's taxonomy places the organism in Eukaryota, Viridiplantae, Streptophyta, Magnoliopsida, Malpighiales, Euphorbiaceae. Bases 165 to 3866 code for a protein of 1233 amino acids. The transcript has 5 exons. The record is from RefSeq and is a predicted model, not a curated record. Gene Ontology annotation, molecular function: protein binding; ADP binding. Gene Ontology annotation, biological process: signal transduction; defense response.